CGGUGAUAAAAAUUAAACGAUAACUAUUAUUAUUGUUAAUUUUAUUGUAAACAAAAAACCACAAGUGCAGCAAAUUAUUUUACAAUUUGUAUAGGUAAAUAUUCAGUACUAGACACGAGUAGUAAUUGACUACGACGAAUAAGUCAUUAUUAUUGCUCAAGUGAAACCUGAAGUAUCAAAACAAAAUGGUUCACUUACACCACACGAAAAAUUACGAAGAAUUUACAACACUGAUGAAAAAAUUGGACGAUGCCAAUCAAAAAUCAUAUGUCGUGUUCACAGGAACUCCCAACGAAACCGGAAAGAGUUGGUGUUCGGAUUGUGUUCUAGCUGAACCAGUAAUCCAGAAUCAAAUCGAGCUUAAUGAACAAUUAUUGAAAGACGUCAAUCUAGUGUAUGCAUAUGCAGGAAAACGAGAAGAGUGGAAAAAUUGUCCUGGAAAUCCUUUUAAAACAGACAAAAGAAUAAGAUUGCAAUUUUUGCCAACGAUAAUAAAAUGGGGUACGCUGCAUAAACUUCAAGUAGAGGAAUGUUUGAAACCGGACUUGGUUAAUAUGCUGUUUGAAGAUUCCGAUGAUUAGCUAUUAAUAAUAACGUUUUCCUAAAUAAUAAUAAUGGCAUCAGAUCAUUUAUGUAUAUAAAAGUCUGUCGGGCACAGCCAAUGCUAUAAUUAUUGUUAAAUAUUUAUCUUUACAAUAUUGUCAGAUGAUAAUAUUUACUAGGUAAUUUAUUAUUAUUUCAGUUAAGUUCUAUAAGACGGUAUUUAUCCUAAAUGAAAAUUAUUAUUAAUAUAUUACUGUAAUAACGUAAUACGAUAUACAAUAUAACUUGAAUAAUUUUGAUUUGA
Adelges cooleyi (spruce gall adelgid) is the source of this 847-nucleotide messenger RNA. Its product is annotated as thioredoxin domain-containing protein 17-like. NCBI's taxonomy places the organism in Eukaryota, Metazoa, Arthropoda, Insecta, Hemiptera, Adelgidae. Gene Ontology annotation, cellular component: cytosol. The transcript is spliced from 4 exons. The coding region runs from base 186 to 581 and encodes 131 amino acids. The record is from RefSeq and is a predicted model, not a curated record. Gene Ontology annotation, molecular function: protein-disulfide reductase [NAD(P)H] activity.